CUGGGGGUAUUAAUCCAGCCUUGGUCUGAAUGUCGAAUAUAAAACCAAAUUCACUGCAGUCAGACAGCAAGAGACAUGUCGCCUGUGGGUGCAUAACCCCGCUAAAGAGGCUUUUCCUCUGGCAGAAACCACAAAACCACCAAGACACCCACGCCCUUUAAGCCAGUUUGGUGAAGUUGCACCCAAGCCCCGCCUUCAUAUGCUGCUGCUGCGAGUAAACACGCUGAUCACAAGGAGCGCAGGUACACCGGUCCGUUUAACAUUUGAAGAGAAAAGACACAUGGCUGAUUCCACCUCAGAUCCUUUGGUCAGUUUCGAGGGGGAUCUGGACAAAAUGUCAAGCCAACCCGGUGAACAAAUGGACGAGAAACGCAAAAGUGACCAAGCAGGCAUAUGCGCCCGGCACAGCCAGACCCUGAACAUGUUUUGCAGCCAGGAUGAAGAGACAAUCUGCCACAGCUGCUGGGAGAGCGACCACACAGACCACCCCAUCAAACCCCUGAGAAGAGCCCGGGAGGAUCUGGAGAGAGAGGCGGCCUCGGCCCUCGACCUCCUAAGGGAAGAGCUCGGUCAGGUGGAGAGCCUGCGGGCGAGGCAGAACGAAGUGACCACCUCAAACCGAUUGAGGAACAUCAAGCUCCGGGCGAAGAUCGGCUCCCAGUUUGAGGAACUCCGAGAAGAGCUGAGGCAAAAGGAGGAGCUGGCCAUGAUGGAGAUCGACUGGUUGAACAAGGAGGCGCAGACCACGCUGGCUGCCUUCGACAGGGUGCUGUUUGAGGGCAGGGAGAGGGAGGCCGCGCUGCAGGCCAGCCUGGACAUCACCGGGUUUGAGGACUUUCUGAGAUGGUGGAAGGAGGCGGGCUGCGGCCACAAGAAGACCAGGAGCUCCCUGACAGGAUGCUGUCCGGGCCUGAGUCCUCUGCUCCCCCAAUACCAGAGCUCCCUUUACAGUUUUAGUUCCACUUUGGGAAACCAAGCAGAAUCGUCUGAAAGCCUUUUGAAUUUUGUAAACUUUGUUGGUAUUGAAAAAAACAUCCGGAUGACAAUAAACCCGCAGAGUCAAAACACCUUAAUCCAGGAAGGCUUUCACUUCACACAAGUCUUUGGCCAGUCCAACACCGGAUUUGGAGCACCUUCAUUUACAGGUUUCAGUUUUGGAAACUAAAAUGACACAUGCAGAGAAGCUUUGGUUGGAGAAAAAAAGCCAUGCGUCAUAUUGAGUUACCUUGCUUACCUUUGUGCAUCGCUGUGAUUGGACUGCGGUGACCAUUUCUGUUGUGGCUGCCAUCAGAAUGGGAUAUCAUCCAGGAAGUUUGCAACAUCCACCAGUACAGUUUGAAACAUAACCUAGGUUGAGGAUGCUCUGUUGUCAGCCAUGCUACAGAGGUGCUGGUGUGAACAGGAACAGCAGUUCAAACAACAAUGUGUAUACUGCACUUGAACUUCCUCAGUCUCAUUCCAUACUUCAAAUAUUAAACUAUCAUCCAUCCAUCCAUCUAU
Messenger RNA from Lampris incognitus (smalleye Pacific opah), 1500 nucleotides. RefSeq lists its product as uncharacterized. Bases 200 to 1165 code for a protein of 321 amino acids. The record is from RefSeq and is a predicted model, not a curated record. Lineage: Eukaryota; Metazoa; Chordata; Actinopteri; Lampriformes; Lampridae. The transcript is spliced from 3 exons. Gene Ontology annotation, molecular function: zinc ion binding.